AUGCUUUCCUUCCUGACGAGCCACGUGCCCCGCUCCAACACGGCCUCGCACAACCCGGUCGUGCUGAGCAGCCCGGCCGCAGGCGCAGGGCCGGUCACGAUGCACUUCUACGCCCCGUCGGCGGCGCGGCGGGUGAUGCGGCUGUCGCUGCCCGCCGGACCGGGCCUGGCGCUGCCGCCGCCGCACUGGCACCGCCACCAGACCGAGACCUUCGACGUCGUCAAGGGCCGGCUGCUCGCCAUCUGCGACACCAUUCCGUCGGGUAAUUCGGUCGUGCACGCCGGCCAGGGCGUCACCAUCCCCAACGGCGCCAUCCACCGCUUCGAGAACGCUGCCGAUCCGAAAGGCGAGGACGCGGAAAAGGAGCUGGUUUUCGACCUAUCGAUGGAUCCGAAGAAGGCCGAGGGCGACGAGAUCUUCUUCCGCCACUUCUACGGCUACCUGGACGACUGCGGGAGGACGGGGAGAGCGCCCAAUUUCUUCCAGCUCAUGCUGUUUUUGUGGGAGGCUGAUACCAUUCUGGUGCUGCCGUUUGUGCCUCGUUUCGUGAGCAUUGGCUUUGUGUGGUUCACAGGCAAGGUCAUUGGCAGAUGGGUUUUGGGCCUCAAUCACCUCUAUCCCGAGUACUAUCGCAAGGGCGCUGCACCUGCCGCCACUGAGCCAGCGUGA
This is a messenger RNA of Lasiodiplodia theobromae, 669 nucleotides long. Its product is annotated as Ankyrin repeat protein. The transcript has a single exon. The coding region runs from base 1 to 669 and encodes 222 amino acids. The record is from RefSeq and is a predicted model, not a curated record. Lineage: Eukaryota; Fungi; Ascomycota; Dothideomycetes; Botryosphaeriales; Botryosphaeriaceae.